Messenger RNA from Prunus armeniaca (apricot), 672 nucleotides. The record is from the annotation of a GenBank genome assembly. Lineage: Eukaryota; Viridiplantae; Streptophyta; Magnoliopsida; Rosales; Rosaceae.
AUGGAGGUGAAGAAGAGAGGUGAAUUCGAUGGAGGCUUCAAUAAUCCAGGUGGACAAGAAGUGGGUAAUGACAACGUGGAAACAAUAGAAGUGCCUGUAUAUGGACAUAAUAUUGGCAAUGAAUAUAGGAUAGAGGUACCUGACAAUGUUGAUGAUGAAGAGGAUAGUGAAAAAGACUUUGACGUUGAUGGUAGGAGGAGAGUAAGAGAUCUUCAAGACAGUGGUGAUGAAUUAGAUAAAGAAAUAUAUGAAAGUGAUAAUGAUGCUGCCAUUGAUGACAACAGCCUGUUUGAUGGAAAGAUGCAAUCUAGUUUUGGGAGAGUAGGAAAUACAUAUCUACCUAAGGAUUUUGUGGCUUUUGAUCAUGAAGAAGACUCAGAUACAAACUCAGAAAAAGCUUUCAACUCACCUAACCACUCUUCAUAUGAGGAUGGUGAAAUGAAGAGGAAGUAUCCAGAGUUCUGUAAGUCUAAUUUGAAUAAUCCCAAGCUUGAGAAAGGAAUGUUAUUUGGAAGCAAGGAGAUCUUGAAGACAGUUGUUAAGAAUUAUGCAGUGAUGGGAAAUUAUUCAAUAAAAUUUGUCAAAAAUGAUAAGAGGAGGAUCACUGCAAGAUGUACAAACUGCACUUGGAUGCUUCAUGCUUCAUAUAUGCAACUAGAGGAAACAUUGUAG